This is a messenger RNA of Kwoniella shivajii, 1389 nucleotides long. RefSeq lists its product as uncharacterized. NCBI's taxonomy places the organism in Eukaryota, Fungi, Basidiomycota, Tremellomycetes, Tremellales, Cryptococcaceae. The record is from RefSeq and is a predicted model, not a curated record. Gene Ontology annotation, biological process: mitochondrial translation. Gene Ontology annotation, molecular function: GTPase activity; GTP binding. The transcript is spliced from 6 exons. Gene Ontology annotation, cellular component: mitochondrion. Bases 1 to 1389 code for a protein of 462 amino acids.
AUGUCAUUCCUACGACCUACAUUCCCUUAUCCGGCUCGAAUACCCUCAUGGUUCGCUGGCCACAUGUCCCGUUCAUUACGAGAAUUACCUUCCUUGUUGGAAAAUAUAGAUUUGGUGAUAGAAGCUAGAGAUGCAAGACUGCCCCUCACAAGUAUGAAUCCUACGUUUGAGACGAUGUUGAACAGAGCAAGGAAAGGAAAAGGCAAAGAAAGGGAAAAAGUAGUCGUGUAUACUAAAAGAGAUCUGGCUGAAAAACGGUAUGAAGAGCCGUUGAAAAAAGCUUUUCUCGAACAUGCAGGUCAAAGAGUAAUGUUUGCAGAUACACGAUCUGAUAAGGAUGUCAAAGAUAUAUUGAAAUAUGCCGUGCGCAUAGCAAAAGACAAUGCGGAGACUAUACCUGAUCUUCGAGUCUUGGUAGUUGGUAUGCCGAAUGUUGGUAAAUCAUCUUUACUCAAUGCUUUAAGAAGAGUAGGUGUGAGAAAAGGCAAGGCAUUUCGAACAGGUGCAGAAGCUGGUAUAACCAGAAAAUUGACUGGUACAGUCAGGAUAUAUGAUGAUCCGAGUGUGUACGUAUACGAUACUCCUGGAGUCAUGUUACCCUUUCUGGGAAGAGGUGAGGACGGAGCUGAGAAAGGAUUAAAAUUGGCUCUAACUGCCGGUAUAAAAGAAUCGUUGUUUGAACAAGAUGCGAUGGUUGAUUAUCUACUGUGGAAGAUGAAUAAAAGGUUGAUUAUCGAAUCGGAAUUAUUGGAUGAUGAUCCAAAUAAACAUCAAAGUUAUCUGUCGCUCUUGCCUCUUCCAAAGGAUUUCGAACCGACUGAUCAUCUACCUACACUUCUGGACGCUUUAUCGGAUAGACUAGGAGCACUGAAAAAAGGUGGUGAAAGAGACCAUGAAGCUGCUUCUGCUUUUCUGAUUAGAUCAUUUAGGGAAGGUAAACUAGGUGGAUACACAUUGGACGAUUUAAUAUUACCGAUCAAUCAACUAGCUCCUACACCUACAUCACAUGAAGAUGAGGGAAAUGGUGAUCAUCUCUUGAAUACAUUAUCAAUACCGUCAAAUGACACCGUGUAUCCUCCAUCAUUCAGUGAAGUAGAAUCGAUACCAGCACCAAUAUCAAUACCACAAUCUGGUAAUUUGGAUUAUCAAGUUUCCCAAGCUGUCAAAGCCUAUCUAUCGCAAUCGAAAGAAACGAAUCCAUCAAUAUCAAGUGAUUCUUUGAAUCAACAGAAAAAGGCUAAUAAAAGAGUCAAAUUAGAAGAGAGAGAUGCUAAAUUACGUGCUAAAGGCGUAAACGUACCUGUACGUCAAUGGGGUGAGAGGAAUAGUAAAUUGAGCAAGAAAAGUAGAUCGGGUGAAGCUGGCAAAUUCGCUAGAAGUAGGAGGUAA